AAAUCUUGAAUUAGUGGACGUUGUUGGUAUUAAGUGAUUUGAAUUUUUUUUAUUUGUGAGCUAUUUUAUACCUUAUUUUAAAAAUGAAGAAUUGUUGUGUGCCUGGAUGUAUGGAUCGAGUAAGCCAAAGGCAUCGUUUCCCCAAAGCCAAUCGGACUAUUUUCAAAACUUGGUUGAAAGUUAUUAAUCCACAAAAUUGGAAAGAAUUAUCCGAUGAACAGAUUUACAAUAGAUACUACGUGUGUCAUGCACAUUUUUCCAAGAAUUAUCAUUUACCAGGUAGUAAAAGAGGUCUCACAAUUGAUGCAGUUCCAACAAUAGGUGUACCAGGAACUAGUUUUCAAACAGAUCAGCUUGCAAAUGAGCAAAAACUUUCUGAAGUAAUAACAGGAGUUGAUACGGGAAAAAUACCUUCUGAAGCCGGGCCAAGUGGGAUUGAGAAAUCAAUACCAGAAGGUUUGUACUGUUUGUAG
Molecule: messenger RNA, 473 nt
Organism: Coccinella septempunctata (seven-spotted ladybird)
Lineage: Eukaryota; Metazoa; Arthropoda; Insecta; Coleoptera; Coccinellidae
Exons: 2
Coding region: 84-473 (129 amino acids)
Source: RefSeq, a predicted model, not a curated record